GCGGGCAAGAGAAAGAAAGCCAUGUCGGUUCCUCUCUUAAGAGUCGAAGAUAAAAUGUACGAGCUCUUUUUAUUUCGAUCAAACAACAUUGGGAAAUACCGCUUUGCGUAUUGAUUAAACACGGAGAGCUAUGCUUCUUCAUUCGGGGUCAAAAUGCCGGGGCGUAAGAAGGGAAAAGACGAUAAGAUUGCAAAUAAAAAGGCCAAAGACUCCAUUGACCGAGCCGACGAUUCCGUAGACGAGGAAAUAAACGGUCAGACCAGACCUGAGGAAUCACAAGAUGAGUAUACGAGUUUGUGUAAGCGAAAAGUCAACUUGGAAAGAACCAAUCGCAUCUUGGCUGAACAUGACAAAGUGGUCCAAUCUCUGAUCAACAAGGCCAGGGAAGACCUUGUCUGGGCUCAGUAUAUGAAAUGUGAUGGCCUACCUGAUCCCGUGUGUGUUCGAGAGCUCAACACUUAUCUGUCCCUGUGGAAAGACGACUCUAAAGAAGACAUUGAUUCGGUAUUAGAACGGACCAGAGAGGUUCUGCCAAUCAUGACCACUUUGGAGAACCUUAUCGAGAACCCGGACGAAUGGGAAGUGCCCGUUCCCGAAUUCAUGCAGACCAAGAGUUUCAAGGCCAAGCUGUUGGAGCGCACAAAGAUCUUCAACGAGAUGAAGCGCCUCCAAUUGAACAAGCUAAAUCGUGCAACCUAUAAUCUCAUUUUGGAUGUGUCUCCUAUGGUGGAUCCUGAGAACAAUGUUCUGAAGCAUUUCCUCAAAUCUGAUCUAGUGGCCUUGGGACUUUGGGGAAAUGUGGUGGCCAAAAACAUGCGGGUAAAGGAAACAAAUUUUGUGGACUUGGGCUUCGAGUUCGAACUUCCCGGUGAUUUGAUUGGUAGCAUAUUUGCAGUACGGGUUAUGCGUGUGGAAUAUGAUCAUUACUCAAAAAUGUGCAAGUCCAACAAGAUUCCACCCAGGGCUGCCAAAGACAUAUCCACUUAUUUCGAACAAGUCAGCCAGAACAUUCGCACCAUUGAGGAGGAUCUAGCUCGGAAGAACAAAGAGACUCAAGAGCUCAAAGAAGCCCAAAACGAGAUUCAACUCGAGUUGGAUGAGGCCCUGAAGGAGCGGACGAGGAUCCAGAUCUUGGACAAGAAAAACAAGAAGAAAGGUCAGAUUCAGCCUCCAGGCAUGGGGAAGGCAAAUCCCUUGGUAGAAGCCGAGGAACAGAUCUCUCAACGUAUUGAUGAGCUGCAAGUGGCUCAAAUGGAGUUGAACAAGCGGGAAAAGGACAUGAUCAAGCGCGAACAAGAUGAAUUGGAACUGUCUCUCUUGGCCAAGGACAAAGACCCUCAGCAGCAAGCCAAAGAGAUUCUCCAGGAGAGGAUUGAUCUCUACAAGAUCGAUAUCGACGAACAUGAGUUGAACCUGCGGAGAAAUACCAUUUUGGGCGGAGUCUUUUGUUUCGACAUGCUCCAUAUUCCGCCUCAACCGAAGAAAGUUGGAAGUUGGGUCAUUUGCGAAUUGGAAACUCCACAAGUUCUGAAAACGGUUCCAUGGAAGGCCGACUAUAAAUCCCCUGCUCCACCAGAAGAAGGCACUGUAACAAAGAAGACUCCUGAAGAGAUUGAACGCGAAAUCAAGCUCCAGGAGAUGGAACUGCAGAAACUUGUUCUCGUUAAACUGAAGCUCCCGUCUUCGAGUAUGUGGUUUGAGCCCCCUACCAUUGUUCGUUGGGAACACGAAUACCGCUACUGGAGUACCGAAGGCUUCUAUGACAUCAAAUUUGAUGAGGGCAAACAAACUCUGUCCUUUCGUACUACCAGUUUUGGGAUUUUUGCCCUCUCAGCGUUCCGCUUUUCCAACUUGCCUCUUCAAAGUUGGGAACUCUCACCAUUGUCGGAAAACAAGACUCUGAUAGCAUUGAGUGCGGCCGCUGUUCAAGCCGAGUUCGAGAUUGGCGAAGGUUUGGUGACCUUGGUCAAAUUCACUAGCGGGAAUAAGCCCCCGGUUCAAGGGUUGUUGGAUCAACCCAUGAAAUUAAAAGAUCUGAUCAAGGAAAUGCGAGUACAGGGAGUGGACAUAUUUCCGGACUACGAUUCUCACUGUUAUAUUGAAGGUUUGCCUCUGAAGGACAUCCAAACGGAACAGCAUCUUUAUAACUGUAUGGCACUCACGGCUAAUGCUUUGAAUUUUUCAUGGAGCCGCUGGAACUUGCUCUCAGGCUACGAAAAGUUGAUUAUGCAAUACCGAGAAAAGGUUCCAAGCCAUCCCGAGACUCAACUUCAAGUGGUCUUAGUCACUCCACAAAAGACCUCGGUUCUUGAGUGCACUGAGGCCUCCCAGACCUUCAGUGAUGAGGCUGUUCCUGGAAUGGGCAAUUUAGCUGAUGUCUACACCAUGGCACUCGAUCUUGGCUCAGAAGAGGUUAAGAAACAGAUUCCCAAGGCCAAGGCUGUAUUUGUGAACACCGUUUAUGAAUUCUUGUCUUCGGCCAAGAUCAUAUCUUAUGCAUAGGUACUUUAAAUGUAUUGCCUUGCCCUGGUCCCUUUCCAUCGCUUAUUGUAAUAAACAAGAGGCUGUUGAAGACCAACAAAGCAUUUUGAGCCCGCAUUCUGCUCCAGGUCGAGCUUUGCCCAUGUACAAGCUCAACGUCGGCUCCAAAUAGGCCUGUCUAAGGCCACAUUAUCCCAUCAUUGAACGCGUCUUCUCGGUCGGAGAGACAUUGUCGCAUUUCGAGCCAGCAGUGUUGGCACACUUUCAAAUAAUAAGUCACCGUCCAUGCUUGAGAGGAAUGUGAGCAGCCUCGUGUUCUAGUUGGCAAAAUGGAUCAAAGCCUGGAUGACAGUCAAGACAAGGGCUAUGUGAGCCCCUGUUGGCUCGAGGAUGGGUCAUUCCAUCCCGUUUGUAUUGUCGUGAUAUCCGUGGGAAUUGUGGUCUUCUUCAUCUCAGUGGCGUGCAUCUAUCAAAUCACGAAGCUGUGUCGAAAACUCAAGGCCGACUCUCGAAUGGAGAAAGAGACCACAGCCGAAAAGGCCGAAGAAUCCUAUCGUUUGAGCCAACCCAACUCGAAUACUAAUCUUCUCCGUCCACCACGGCCUAACCAUGUGGAUCGGAUUGACACGGUCGAGACCUCAUUUAUCACCAAUGCGACCGCAAGCACGUCCGUGUAGCCACCGACGUUAGGCCCUGAUUAUCAUCCCUUCCUUUCCAGUCAAAAACCAUUGCUCAAAUUAGAAUAAAUUACGCAGACUAUUUUUGUCAAGCUCCCAA
Molecule: messenger RNA, 3258 nt
Organism: Tigriopus californicus
Lineage: Eukaryota; Metazoa; Arthropoda; Copepoda; Harpacticoida; Harpacticidae
Product: dynein axonemal intermediate chain 7-like
Exons: 4
Coding region: 154-2502 (782 amino acids)
Cellular component (GO): axoneme
Molecular function (GO): beta-tubulin binding; microtubule binding
Source: RefSeq, a predicted model, not a curated record